Molecule: messenger RNA, 7930 nt
Organism: Sus scrofa (pig)
Lineage: Eukaryota; Metazoa; Chordata; Mammalia; Artiodactyla; Suidae
Source: RefSeq, a predicted model, not a curated record
CCUCACUUCUCCGGCCCUUCGUGGGGGAGGGGAUGCGGACGGGGCGGGCCUUUGGAAAUGCAGAUGAGUCGCCUCCUGCAGCUCGGCGCCCGGGCUGAACCUUCGUGACUCAUCCACCUUCCCCCCGCCCCCCCGCCCCAAUUCAUUCUACUCUAAGCUUAGCAGCUGGAAAAAGGGGAGACAUUUGCUCACGACCGGAGAAGAGGUAUCCCCAACGUUGACCGUCUUUUUUCGGACAGCAGAAACAGGUCCAGUUUGACUCUGACAAUCUUCCCGCUAAGGUAGGUGUGAGCCCUUUCCCGGCCUGAGACGGAGAUUUGGGGGGCUUUGGCCUGGAGCCCAGGGAGGGCGGGCAUCCUAAACCCGCUCGUCUGGUUCUGCAGCCCCUCCCCCCCCCACAGAUGUGUGGGAUCGUGUGUGUGAAAUCGACUGCCUGCUGGGCCUGCUUGGUCCAUCCAUCCCCGCCUGUCAGCUUCUGUUGUCAGGAGUUUGGGGCGUGCAAUUCUCUGCCGUAUUUAGCAGCAUAGGAGAGGCUGCACUUGCAAGUAUUUCCCAGUUGUGUGUUUUGUGGUGGGGGGAGGGCCCUGAAUGCCUCUUCUGAAAGGCACAGUCGGCUGCCAGGAAACCCGGCUGAGCACUGGCCCUCCCUUCCGGCCCUCAGUGGGGCGUGUGGGGUGACUGUAUGAGCUGGCCUCUUCUCUGAUGUCUGGCUGCUAGGGAGGUGAACAACAGAAGAACCUGAGAUCUGGGCCAGCUUCCUUUAAGAAAGAGGCCUCAUGACUCUUCCCUUUCCAGGGAAUUCCCAUAAUUCUGUUUCAUCCCCUGCCCCCCAAAAAAGCCCUAUUUCUAGAAUUGGACAAACCCAGAUUUGAAACCGGGCUAGCCAUUUUACCUAUGACCUCACGUAAGUUGCAGUCUCUGAGCCCAAGUUUCCUUCUUUGCACAAAUGGGAUAGUGAUUCUUGAAGUCGAGUGUGCAUCCAAUUCAUGAGAAUCAGCUCCAAGGCCUGGUCCCCAAGUUUCUGAUUCAAUAGGUGGGGUCUGAGAACUUGCAAUUCUAACAAGUUCCCAGGUGAUGCUGAAGCUGUGCUGUGGAGACACAUUUUGAGGACCUUUGAGCUAGGUGACACCUUGAAGCCCCCAAGCUCAUUGGCUUGGGGCAGAGUGGUCUGUUUUGUGGUAACAGUCACCGCCUCCUUAUUCUCCUAACACAAGCCGACUGUGUACAGUUUCCCAUCCUCUUUAUCUCCAGGAAGCGCCACAGCUGGAGAUAGUACGGCCCUUGAUCUCUGACCCCUUCUCUCUGAUUACCUUGGUGAACCAUUUGGGUCCGGGUGCUGCCAAUUGCACUCCUCCCCCAUUUGGGCCCAGGCUUGGCUUCCAAGUCUGAUCAGCCCUGUUCUCUUUAACCCCACCCCUCAGCGUAGGGGCUAAACUGUGUAUUGGGGGAGCCAUAGGGCUUGAUCUGGAGAUUCCAUUGGGGGCAUCUUGGUGCUUAACGAAGGGAGGCUCUAGGUUCGGCAGCUGUGGGCUUGACUCUCCGCUGUGCUGGUGACCUUGGGCGAGUCCCCUGUGUAAAGCGAUGAUAAUGAAGUCUGUUGUAAAGGGUGGAGGAUUAAGUGCGAUUAAGGGAGCUGGCCUCACGUUCAGGCUUCACUCUAGUUGGCUUCCAUUCGGUGUGGCUGGUGGGGGCUGGACUUCUUUCAAGCUCCUCCCUGACCUGCCCACCCCAAGCACGUGGCAAUGCCUCAGGGCAAAGGGGAAGAUUGACUUUACAGGCUGGGAGCCAGCCCGGUUUUUCCCUCUAGUAUCUGAGUUGGGAAGGUGGCCUUUCCCCAUUUUCACAGGCUGUUCCAUGAGAGGUCAUGAUUUGGGGUCCCCCCCACCCGGAGAGUAGAAGUGACUCACCCAAGGUCACGAGGCCACCACUGGCAGGCAGCCAGGAUGGGAUUCCAGGUGUCUUGACUUCCAGCCCAGUGCCUGUGUCCAUGGUCCCGCUCAGCCCAGCUGUCUAAGUUAUUUUGGGCUCCCUCUCAUGCCAGCUGUCUGCUGGCAUCACUGCCCAAGAGCUGGAAAAGCUAUCUGGUUGAAAGUAACCAGUGUGGUGCUUUUGGCUCCUUCUUGCCGGCCAUGCCUUGGCUCCAUGGAGGUCUCCAGUCCCAGAUAAGCUGGGUUUGGUAUCCUGUCCUUUGCUGGGGGGUAAGGGGUACAGCCCACCGGACUCCCUCCCUCUACCCAGUGUGAGCACUUUGUAAAAGCAGGUGAGGCUCACAUAAUAAUGAGCCCCAUGAGCCUCUUCCCUCCUUCCACACUUGCCUCAAUCCUGCAGUUUAACUUCGGCUCUGCCAUUGACGAGUUCAUUCAACCCCCUGGAUCUGCCCCUCUUGACUUCUGCCACCUGAGGUUGUCCUGCAUCCCUUCUUAAAGAGUCUUUAGGGCUCUGUAGGGUAGGAGUCUGCCUACUCUGGGCACUGGACAGUUAAAGUGAUUUCCCUCCCAGCAGCAGCCUGAAGGGCUACAGCCAGUUUCUCUACUCCCGUUUCUCCACUCCCGCCCUCAGACCAAUUAGGGAGCAAUUAGGUGCUCAGCUGUGGUCUGGGUGUUUCCUGGAAGGGAGCGAUGCCCCCACAACCUGCACCACCUUCCUGCUUCCUUUCCUCUUUCACCCCCUCUUUUUGAUUUCUUUGUCCCCCACGCCAGUAUCACCUCUGUGGAGAGAGGGGCGGGGCAGCCUAUCUGUCCUCUUUGGGCCCAGAGGGUGGCUCCGCCCUGAUCACCCAGUGAGCUCGGGGCGGGGCUGCUCCUGGCGCCCAGCUGGUGGAGCCUGCCCUGAGAGGGCCACGCCAGCGGAAGGGCUGGGGAGGUGGCUGGACCUGCCUUACGACUGGCCGCCUGGGUCCCGCCCCUUCCGGCCCAUCUUCCGUGGCCUGGAAUCCGACCUUUUGGACCCUGUGUGUGGAGACUCAGCCUCUGCCUGGACUGUGGAGAUGGGCAGCCCGCCAUCUCAGAGGCCGCCUGGGUCCAGUAUUGUCUCCAGCUGGUUGGUGACCUAGGCAGUUUCCCACCCCUCCAGGAGUCAUGGUCUCCCCCAUGUUAGCCAGGAAGAGGGAGUUGCUGGAUAACCUUUUAGCUGUUUCCCAGUAUGGCUUUGUGCAGGCAGCUUUUUGUACUCCAGCAGUGACUCCCCGACCCCACCACCAAGUGCUGAGGCCUGGAGGGAAUCUUGGAACAGGGAUAGAUAACCUUGACAGCACUCCCUGCCAGGGCCACCUCCCAUCUCUGGGACCUCAAGGAAGGUUCAGUCUCUGUCUCACAUGAGGUGGAUGAUAUCCCAGAGUGUUCUGAUGCUCCUGGGAAGCAGAAGCCUCAAGCAUUGAUGUUGAUUUCCCCAUCCUAACUUAUACUGGCCAGACUUUGCCCUGACAAGACAGAAGUGGACCUGCCCAUAAUAGAGCCCAGGCCUAAAUUUAUUUGUUCAUUCCCAUAAAUGUCACCUGCCAGCUCUCCUAGGCUUCUGUGUCUAAAUAGCUCUGUGGCAAGCUCGAAUUUAAAGAUGCUUUCUUACCCUCCUAAAUCUCUCCAGGAAUUCCUGGUGAAUAGAGGAAUGACACCGGUCCUCAGAACAUCUCGCAGGCUGGAGUGAAUGACACAGUUUGCUCAGAGUGGGUGACCCUUCUAAGUGAAAUCUCCCAAGGUUCCUCCAGGUGAGGCAGUCUUACUCUCCCAGCCACUCCCUGAGCUUCGGGGUCCCUGAUGCGGGGCAAGCCUGAGGCAGCCAAAGGGAAGAGGCUUGUGCCUGGCUCAAAGGUAAGUGCUUCCCCCGCUCCCUCCAAGCCCUCUUCCAUCCUCUCCCUCCCUAAGUGAUGCCCCCCCCCUCCGCUCCAGUGGUCCUGAGGAAUCUCACUUCUGACAUGUAUUUGGACCUGUUUCCCUCCUCUUUUGCUAGCUUCCAGCUGCCACUGUGCACCCCAGCCCUGUCCCAGCCUCACCAGCCAAUCACAGCUCCUCCCUGGUCAUGGGAAAAGCUUUGUCUGGGCUCCUCUCCUGUUAAGAGCCUCUGUCCAGCACCCCUCUUGAGCCUGGCAACCAGGCCUCCACGAUCUAACCCUGGUUACUAACUUGACAAUCAUGUCUGGCCUCCCUCACUCCCCAGCCACUGCCAAACCUGAUAUGAUGUCUAGCCACCAUACACUUACCCAGGCUGGGUACCCAUCCUACUUCUGCUGGCCUUUCCUGCCAGCACUGACAAGCUUGGUUCAUGUGCUGCCUGCCUCUCAACCUUCUCUGAACCCUAGAGGCUCUGGUGUCUAAAUUGUUCACAUCUCAGAACGCUUCCCCCAAGACUGAGUUCCUCAGAGGCAGGAACACAAUUCCCUCUCAAUAAACUUGUGCUGCAAAAAAGGAAUGAAUGGAUGGCUGUUAAUUCGUCCAGGAGUGCUUGACCCAGCAAAUGUCUUCUGGCCCAGGGACAGGAAAAGGCUUUCCACUUAACUACUUUGAGCUGGCCCUUCUCUUCCCAGCGCUGGGCUCUUUGGGGACUUCCAGGGGUGGUCGCUGCUGCCAUCUGGUGAUCAGAUCAGGCCUUGCAGCUGUUGAAAACCUCCACCUGGCAUUUAUGGAACUGCCAGGUUGGCAGUUUCCUUUCCGUAGUAGAGUUUACCUGAUCCUUGUUGAGAACUUGGAAGUGGGGAAUCUUCCAGGUGAAGUGGGGUUAAGAAGAUCCUGAGUGCUGCCAGCCCUUUCCUGAGGGAACUACUAGUGGUCCUACCCAGCUGGGAAAGACCUCUCUCGCCUAGCCAUGUCUGGGUACUUGCUUGGCAUGUACUUGCUCCAGGGGUUCCCUCUGCCACUCCUGACCUCUGGGCAAAAGACAGCCCGAGGUCGCAAGGAGGUAAGGGUUGGAAGGCAGGGGUGAUCUCAGCCAGCCAUCCUGAGAGUACCUGUCCAGGGCCAAGGCUCAAUAAAUAGCUUUGGUGAGGAGUUGGGAGGGAUGGGGAGAGAGCUUGGGAUUAAGGAUGUGUGUGGCUGCUGGCUGAAGAACACAAAUUUCUUUGUGGGAGAGGGGUUGUUAGUCUCCAAAGUGGGCAGAACAGGGCCCAGCUGAUCUCAACUAGAUCUACCCUCGCUUUCCCCGUUCCCUCCUCGACGAAGUCUUGCUUGGUUCACGGUUCUGGGCCUUGCUAGAAAGAGGCUUCAGCUUGCGUGGUUUGGGGCCAACCCUCGAAAGGGUAUUGUUCUGGGGCCGCUCACCUGUUUCCAAAUUCGCGGCGCCGAGGCAAUCGCCCGGCAGAGGGCGCCAGACCUCCACCUUUGGGGGCGGAGUGAUAGGUAAGCGUAACUGCUGAUCCCCGCACACAAGCAGGUAUCUGAUGGGCAGACACGACCUCCAUACCCUGAUCUUCCCUGGCACCGCCGACGCUACUUUCUUGGGGGAGAGGUCAGACUUCCCCUAGGCCACCUAGUUGGGGCGGGGCAAAGCUGAGAGCUUGAGAUCUAGACUCCUCGAACCCGCUGGGAGACAAUCCGCCAAUCAAAGGGUCCUUGUCGGAUUGGAGGAGGCCGAGUCGGCCUAUCAGAGGGUCCGUGCCCGAAGACAGUCUGCCAAUCAAAGGUGCUGGGUAGGGAGGAAUGGAAACGUCGUAUCUUGCCGGUUGGGGGCGCGCCGUGACUAGUGGGGGGGGAAUAGGAGCUGCGCUUGCGGCUGAGCGCUUUUUCAGUUGCCUCAGUUUCCCUGGGAAUGAAAAGUGAAGACUGGCCUGAGACCCUAGCAGGAAGGAAACAGGCUGGGAGGUCGACCCGGUUGACUGCCUGGCGGAGGUGGUGUCUUUUUCCGAGGGCGGGGCUCAUUUUAGCCCCGCCUCCGGGCCCGCCCCCGCUUCGUUCGCUCAACCCCAGCGCUCUUCCCUGCGCGCUGCCGCCAGUGCUGCCGGCUGCGGGCUAUGGACACCCCUGGGGCCCCGGCCCCGACCGCCGCGCCAGGCCCGGGCCGGAAGGAGCUGAAGAUUGUGAUCGUGGGCGAUGGCGGCUGCGGCAAGACUUCAUUGCUCAUGGUGUACAGCCAGGGCUCCUUCCCCGAGGGCAGGAAGAUUAUGACCGGCUACGGCCCCUGUCCUACCAGAACACCCACCUCGUGCUCAUCUGCUACGAUGUCAUGAACCCCACCAGCUAUGACAACGUUCUCAUCAAGGUGAGGCCCACCUCCCAGCCCACCAGCCCGUGGAAAAGGGGCCACAGAUGGGGCCCCAACCCUGAUGCCCAGCCUCUCCUUCUGCAGUGGUUCCCUGAGGUCACACAUUUCUGCCGUGGGACCCCCACGGUGCUCAUCGGCUGCAAGACAGACCUGAGGAAGGACAAGGAACAGCUGCGCAAGCUCCGGGCAGCCCAGCUGGAGCCCAUCACCUACAUGCAGGGCCAGAGUGCCUGCGAGCAGAUCCGAGCUGCCCUCUACCUGGAAUGUUCUGCCAAGUUUCGAGAGAACGUGGAGGACGUCUUCCGAGAGGCCGCCAAGGUUGCCCUUGGUGCUCUGAAGAAAGCACAGCGGCAGAAAAAACUCCGGCUGUGCCUGCUGCUUUGACACAUCCUGGUGGGGCACACGGCCCUCAGGAUUGAACUGACAGGGCCUGGGUCCCCAGGCCCAGACUGCUUCCCAGACGCUGCCCCUCCCCAGCUCUUGAAGAGCACUUGGAAUCUGGUGUCUCCAGUGCCUGGUGUCUGGAGCCUGUGGCUAGGUUCUUAGAACUUUCUGGAACUCUCUCCUUUCCCAGCUGGGGCUCUGGCCAUGAGCCCCACUCUGGACUCAUGGGAGCUGUGGCCUGUGUGGUGGUGAUGGGUAAGGAGGCUGGACUCCGAGUCCCUCUGUACCCUGGAACCAGCUCUUGUCCCCAGGACUCAGGAGUGCCCGCAUCACAACCUCCCCCCAGCUGUGUGUUCCCCUCUGCACACCCAGUAGGUCCUCAAAGGCUAUGCUUGAAGUGAAAAAUGACGUCUGGUAUGUGGGUAAAUGAGAAACUUGGCAGCAUUCCACAUGGCCCCCAAGUGCUUUCCCAAGUCACCCACCUCCCUGGACUCCUGAGAUAGGCAUGGCUGCAUCCUUCAGCUUCUGGCUUCCUCCUCCUAGGAAUCCAGGCUACCGCCACGAUGGGACUGGGGCCUAUCAGAAGAACACAGGCACCAGCCCCCUCCUGCCCUUCCUCCUCCACGCCUCACAGAAGACUUCAGUCUCAGCCUUUGGCUUGGCUGCCACCUCUCCAGAGCUGGGCAUAUACAAAGGCAAAAGGAACUUCCCAAAGAGCAAAAAGUAUUUCCUGGACAGUCCACCUGACCCCUGCUCAGCGUCUCCUCCCCUGCAACCCCUCUUCUCCAACUACUUGCCAGAUGAAAAGGGACAUCAGCUCCAAGUGAUCUUGGGCAAGUCAGGCUCUCUAGGACAGUUUCGCUACCUGCAGCAGGACGGCACUGGCUCAUUAACUAGUCAUCAAGCUCUCCACUGUCCCUCCCAGGCUCCACUUCUGUCAAGAUAGGGAGAUCUGAAACCAAGGCCAUCCUGGCGCCCUUCGUUUACAGACUUGAUCAACACCCAGCACACAUUCUCUGAAUCUCCUGAAAGGUCUGAGGUCACGGGCCCAGGAGUUUUUAAACAAGUGCCCCAGGUGAUCCUGAUGCCCCAGAGAUUGAGGGCUGGUGGCUGCCGAGUUAGCUCAGGAAUCAGUGCUAAGAGGAGGUAACAGCUUCAGGGGCUCCUGCCUCAGCCCCUCCUUUGCCCAGUGCGUUGGUCCACUGGGCCUGAGAAAGAGACUUCCAAAGUCCAGCCCACCCUACCUAGGUUCCCCAAGGCCUUGCGGACAAACAGUAGUCUAGGACAGAGGUCCACAAACAACUGUGGGCCAAAUCUGGCCACCUAUUUUUGUAAAUAAAAGUUUUAUUGAAACACA